CGUGCAUAUUGGCCAAUUGCAACAAAGAAUGGGCGGGUUUCAACUCUGUCCGCCAAUGGUUGAGAUAGUUUCUUGUCGCGCAGCAACCAGGAAGCAAUGCUCAUGCGCAGUCCUUAAUCGUUUGAGCCGGAGCGUCUUGGCUUUGGGAAAAGAAAACACAAUAUUAAAGAAAGGCACCUCAAGUAAUGCUGGGAACCACAAUUACAGAUAUAAACCUACAACAACAUGUUGGACUGCAGAAGCUCUCAGCACUGGCAGGAAUCACAUAUUCUUCUCUGGGACCCCAUAAAAAGUACAAGUUUAUCCAAGAUGAAGCAAGUGGGGAGUCAGCUCUUGUGUGCUCGUGUUUUCGCAUUUUUGAGAACCUGGAGCUUACCUGCGCGGUGGGUCAGCUGGUUUACGAGACUAUCCAAGCCCACCAGAAGGUCUAUCAUACAGGGUCAGGAUGCCUGCUGUUUCUUGCAGGAGCCUGGAGCCGUGCUGCUCUGGAGUGCCUUCAGACAGGAAUUUCAGUAGCACAUAUCGUCUCGGCUAUGUCUGAAGGAAUAGAUAUAUGCUUGGAUGUUUGCAGGAAAUGCAGCAUCUCAACUGAGGGUCUUGAUGUAGAGCAAUCGGAGAGCAGCACUGUAACGACUCCAGGAUUUCAACUGUCAAAGAAACCCAUUGUAGAGGCUUCCCAAGCAUUGAGACACAUGCAUGGGACAACAAAAGUUGGUAACAAGACUCUAAACGGAAGCGAACAAAGGAGAGUAAAGCUCAGCAGACAUUUUUAUGAGGCCAAGUCUGAAAAUGUCUCCACAGAACUUCAACUUAAUAAGCCUAAGCUUCCUGACAUUGCACACAUUGCUGAGGGAUUGAGUCACGGUUGUGUCAAUGUGAUGAAUUUAGUAGUUGAAGCCAGCCAAAUACAGUCAAAAAAUAAUCCAAAAGAUAACAUCUGUUUCACGUUUGAUGUGUCCAAAGUGGUUACUUUUGUGCUACCUGGUUUACCAGAGGACCAAACAUGUGUGUUACCAGGCUGCAUUGUUCUUGUGUCUGCUGAACAGGCUUUAGUGGCACAUCACCUAAAAGAACAGCACUUGAAGGUUGCUCUAAUUGAUGGAGAUUUCUCUGAUACCUAUCGCCAUCUUGGCUUCAAAAGGCCAACAGGUAUACAGUGUGUGAGUGACCAGUCAGAUUUUUUAAGUUCAAGCUACGAGGACGAUUGGAUGGAAAAGGUUAGGAAACUUUUGUUGAACCUAGAAGUGAACAUGAUACUAGUUACUGGGCUUGUUAGUGAGAAAGUGAUUCAAUGCUGUUGUAGACAUCAAAUACUUGUGGUGGAAAAAGUAAAGGCUUCCAUUUUAAUGGCCUUCGCUAAUGCAACAGCAGCCGUUCCAGUGACUUAUGCCACACAGUUGAGCAAGCACUGUGUUGGCACUGGUGUGGAUGUUGCCAUAUGGAGGGACCUCAGCAGCCAUGAGAGUAAUCCUUCAACCACUGUGAAUAUUUCCACUGUUAAGAACAGCAAAUUGGUCACAGUGAUCCUCACAAGCUGUGUACAGGCAAAGCUGCUGGCCCUGGAGGACCAGUUUUGGGCAUGUGCUUAUCGUUUACACCACAUGCUGAAAGACAAAGUUCUCCUGCCUGGUGCUGGAGUGACGGAAAUGCUUUGUAUUCAUCACCUUCAGAAGCAAGCAGAUCACCGUGUUAAGCAUCACAGAGAGAGGGAUGAGGACGCUGUUCAGCAAACCAAAGCAGGAACCGCAGCAAACCCUUACAGGCAUGUGGUGUUGCACCUCAUGGCAGAUGGUUUGAUAGAUUACAUAUCCACUGUAAUGGUUAACACCGGACAGUAUUCAAAAGCCAGAGCCAAGACUGCAGUGAGCCAACAACUGCAGGACUACAACGAAGGUCUAGGCAUUGCUGCACGGCUCUCACCACUUGUCUUGGAAGGUGAACAAGAGGAUAGUGGAGUUUCAUCAUUCAUGAAAUCCAGUGAAGCACCAGCAGUAAAAAUCUAUGAUAAUCUGAGUGUGAAGCAGGAAGCAUGGAGGAAAGCCUUAGAUCUGGUUCUACUGGUCUUGCAGACUGAUUCCGAGGUCAUCACAGGUAUUGGCCAAAAAAGUGAUGGAACACAAGAAAAUGUAAUGCUGUUAUGAUCUAAUCCUAACAUCUCGGUGGAUAAAUUGACCGUUCACAACUCUGAAUGUUUUUUGUGGGGGGAAAGUUCAUUUAGACUGUUUAAAAUGUUUUUUAAUGACUUGUACGAAGUAAAAGUAGAAUAAAGUGUGUCUUUAUA
This is a messenger RNA of Etheostoma cragini (Arkansas darter), 2281 nucleotides long. It is a transcript of the gene bbs12, whose product is annotated as Bardet-Biedl syndrome 12. Gene Ontology annotation, molecular function: ATP binding. The record is from RefSeq and is a predicted model, not a curated record. Gene Ontology annotation, biological process: chaperone-mediated protein complex assembly; photoreceptor cell maintenance. The coding region runs from base 186 to 2141 and encodes 651 amino acids. The transcript is spliced from 2 exons. NCBI's taxonomy places the organism in Eukaryota, Metazoa, Chordata, Actinopteri, Perciformes, Percidae.